UAUACAAUGUCAUUAAAAGAAGAUCCAAGUAACUAUUUGGUUUAUUGUAAUAGAUCUAUAUCAUAUUUCUUAAUGGGUGAAUACGAUAAUUCUUAUUACGAUGCUAAAUCUACCGUUGAAAUCAACUCACAAUGGUGGAAAGGGUAUUUCCGUGUUUCAAAGGCAUUGUUUGCACUCAAAAGGUUUAUGGAGUCC
Molecule: messenger RNA, 195 nt
Organism: Dictyostelium purpureum
Lineage: Eukaryota; Evosea; Eumycetozoa; Dictyosteliales; Dictyosteliaceae
Exons: 1
Biological process (GO): post-translational protein targeting to endoplasmic reticulum membrane
Cellular component (GO): membrane; TRC complex
Molecular function (GO): protein binding; molecular adaptor activity
Source: RefSeq, a predicted model, not a curated record